This is a messenger RNA of Plectropomus leopardus (leopard coralgrouper), 493 nucleotides long. NCBI's taxonomy places the organism in Eukaryota, Metazoa, Chordata, Actinopteri, Perciformes, Serranidae. The record is from RefSeq and is a predicted model, not a curated record.
GUGGUCAUAAACCUCGGCAUGCUGAUGAAGGAGGUGGAGCUUCGAGGUUCCCCCUCGCUCGCCAUGAUACUGGUCAACAGUUUCCAGCUGCUGUAUGUGGCCGACGCUCUGUGGAAUGAGGAAGCUGUUCUGACAACCAUGGACAUUGUUCAUGACGGUUUUGGCUUCAUGCUGGUGUUCGGGGACCUGGCCUGGGUCCCCUUCACGUACGGCCUGCAGGCUGCCUUCCUCGUGGUUCACCCACAGACCCUCAGUUCACUGGGAGCAGCAGCUAUAAUAGCACUGAAUGGUAUUGGAUAUUAUAUUUUCAGAAAAUCAAACUCGCAGAAGAACCAGUUCAGACGAGACCCGACACAUCCCAAUGUUGCAAGACUGGAGACCAUCGCCACAGCAACGGGGAAGCGGCUGCUGGUGUCGGGCUGGUGGGGUCUCGUUCGUCAUCCAAAUUACCUCGGUGACCUCCUCAUGGCCCUGGCGUGGUCGCUGCCGUGUG